Messenger RNA from Camarhynchus parvulus, 837 nucleotides. RefSeq names its product glutaredoxin 2 (gene GLRX2). The record is from RefSeq and is a predicted model, not a curated record. The transcript is spliced from 4 exons. The coding region runs from base 112 to 471 and encodes 119 amino acids. NCBI's taxonomy places the organism in Eukaryota, Metazoa, Chordata, Aves, Passeriformes, Thraupidae.
GGCACCGGGAAUGGCACCGGGAAUGGGAAUGGGAUAAGGAUCGGGGCACGGAUAGAGAUAGAGAUAGAGAUCGGGACCGGGACUGGGAUCGGGACAAGGACACGCUAUAGAAUGGGGAACAGACAGACGGCUUCUGUAGGAUUGUCGUGUGGUGCUGCCGCGAAUCAAAUACAGGACAUUAUUUCACGCAACUGUGUGGUGAUUUUCUCUAAAACAACAUGUGCAUACUGCAGAAUGGCAAAAAACCUCUUUCAGGGUUUGAAUGUGAAUUACACAACUGUGGAACUGGACCUAAAUAGAAAUGGAAGACAGUUCCAAGACACUCUGGAGCAGAUGACUGGUAGCAGAACAGUCCCAAGAGUGUUUAUCAAUGGGACUUGUGUUGGAGGCGCAACAGAUACUCAAAAGCUUCAUGAGGAAGGCAAACUGCUUCCUUUAAUUAAUCAGUGUCAUACAAGGCGAAAUUACUGAGCAACCACCUCUAGCUUCGUCUUCCUUUGUAUGAACAGAAUUUCAGAUGAAAUCAGAAGAUCACAGACACAGCAUGAGCUGCACUCAACAACCUCAAACCAUGGCUUUCUGAAUUACAGAUCACUCUGACAGACUUUAUGGACUUGGUAAAUUACUUGGUGUCCUUGCCUCAGCUUUCCCACAAGCCCAAUGGUCAUUAGCAAACAUUAGUAACUCUUGGGGCUGUUAGUGAGACAGUGAUGUCAUUUCAUCGUGAUUACAUCCUGCUUCAGGGAAGCCCAGGCUCUGCAAAAAGAAUCCUGGGGGUUUUGCUGCACAUUAGUUUGCUUUCUAGCUUUGUCUCAAUAAAUUGUCCGUUUUAUUUAA